AUGAAAAUCGUUAAGAGCGUGCUUAAAAGUACGGAUAUCAUUAAGCUAAAGCUUCGGCCGGUGACCCGAAUAGCUUUAACGAUCUUAACGAUGACCGACGAAGAAGAAACGGAAGAGAUUAGCAAAGAGAUCGAAGCUACGGGUACGAAAAAGCUAAGAGCAGCAGACCUUUACUUAAGAGCGAAAGAAUUAGCUUUGUUUGCAAAAAGCUUUUUUAAAGAACUAAACUUAACCUUUAACGAUUACUUAGCGGCGUUCUUUAUUAUGCUUACGAAAAAAGCUAUUACCUUUUAUUAUAAUCACGUUAUUAAAGCUAAGCUUCCGAUAUUUAAAGCUAAUGCUAUUACGGUAAAAGACUACUUCGAGAUUGAUUACCGGCGCGAGUGCUUUAAGAAGCUCGCUAAAGAGCUCAAGGGCAUUCAAAGCUUACUACGACCAAGUUUAAAAGACGAUAAGAGUUUUGCCGACAAGCUGUAUUCAGCUUAUAAAAACGUGCUAAAGACUAUUAUUACACGAAUAAACUUUGCGUUUACUUUUACCGCUGUAGUUGCCGACAUUCGCAAAGCUAUUGCGUUUGCAAUUAAGACCUACCGACCUCUCGCUAAAGCUAGAGCUUACGCGAGCUUUAGCGAGCUAUACGAUCACACUUGCUCUUACAACACUUUAAAAGCUGACUUCGAUUUAAACGAAGAAUACGAAUGCUUUAUUCAAGACCGCUAA
Messenger RNA from Drepanopeziza brunnea f. sp. 'multigermtubi' MB_m1, 720 nucleotides. The record is from RefSeq and is a predicted model, not a curated record. Lineage: Eukaryota; Fungi; Ascomycota; Leotiomycetes; Helotiales; Drepanopezizaceae.